This is a messenger RNA of Dovyalis caffra, 306 nucleotides long. Lineage: Eukaryota; Viridiplantae; Streptophyta; Magnoliopsida; Malpighiales; Salicaceae. The record is from the annotation of a GenBank genome assembly.
AUGAUUUCCCCUACAGCUGCUUCUUCUUCCCUUAGCACUCUCACCUUCCUAUAUAAGAUCCCAGCUUUAUUUCUUCUUCUUCUUCUAUUUCUGAUUCAGCAACAGGGAAAAUGGGCCGCAGAGAUAAGAGAUCCACGGCAGGCGACAGAGGUUUGGUUAGGGACGUUUAAGAAGGCAGAGGAGGCGGCAAGGGCUUAUGAUAAGGCAACCAUUGAUUUUAGAGGACCAAGAGCUAAGCUUAAUUUUCCAUUUCCUGAUAGUGGCAUUGCAAGUUUUGAAGAGAGUAAAGAAAAGCAAGAAAAGUAG